CUGCUUUUACUGCAAAGUGCUAAAUGACUACUCAGAUGUGUGAAUUAUUUAUAGUAUUCAUCUUUACAGAUAGGAUUCUGCUUCCAUCUACUGGCUGGCGAAUUUUACAACCUUCGGUACCACACAGAACAAUGACCUAAUAAUUUGGUUAAUCAUCACUGAACUGAUAAAAAAAAAAGCCAACUCACUAUUUAAAGAGAGAUUUUAACAACAGAUAAAGGGAUGGACUCCUUGCUACUGGUGUAGGAUCUAAGUCCAGGUAUACAGUAGGGACUGGGUCACCUGGCUUGCACUGCUUUUUUAUGAUCUCUCUAACAGUAAAAGCUUGACACAGGUGGUCGUUUCAAACCAAGCAUCAACCACAAUUGAAAACACUCAAUGAUGGACCCAAAUCAACAUUUGAAAAAGACAGCAGAGACAACACCUUCAGAGAAAAGGGGAACUAGAUGCUGCAAUGGAUUCAGGAUGUUCUUAGUAGCCCUGUCACUCAGCUUUAUGUCUAAGGCACUCGGUGGAGUUGUUAUGAAAAGUUCCAUCACUCAGAUAGAAAAGAGAUUUGACAUAUCAUCUUCUGUUUCUGGCUUAAUUGAUGGAGGCUUUGAAAUUGGAAAUUUGUUUGUGAUUGUAUUUGUGAGUUACUUUGGAUCCAAACUACACAGACCAAAGAUAAUUGGAAUUGGUUGCUUCAUUAUGGGAACUGGAAGUAUUUUGACUGCUUUACCACAUUUUUUUAUGGGCUAUUACAGGUAUUCUAAAGAAAGUCUUGUCAAUCCAUCAGAAAAUUUAACAACAAGCUUUUCAACCUGUUCCAUUAGUGAAAAUUUGUUAGUCAAUAGUACAUCACCUAAGAUAGUAGAAAAAGGUUGUGAAAAGGAAUCUGGAUCAUAUCUAUGGAUAUAUGUACUACUGGGUAAUAUGCUCCGUGGAAUUGGGGAAACCCCCAUAGUACCCUUGGGGAUUUCUUAUAUUGAUGAUUUUGCUGAAACAGGACAUUCUUCUUUUUAUUUAGGUACUUUGCAUGCAAUAUCAAUGAUUGGUCCAAUCAUUGGCUUUAUACAGGGAUCUUUGUUUGCUAAAAUGUACGUGGAUAUUGGAUAUGUAGAUCUCAGCAGUAUCAGAAUUACUCCUAAGGACUCUCGUUGGAUUGGUGCUUGGUGGCUUGGUUUCCUUGUGGCUGGACUAUUAUCCAUUAUGUCCUCCAUUCCAUUCUUUUUCCUGCCCCAAAAUCUGGAUAAACCACAGAAAGAAAGUAAAGAUUUAGAAUCUUCGCAUUUCCCCAAAACAAAUGAGAAAAGAAGUCAAAUAGCUAAUGUGACCAACCGUGGGCAAAAUAUUAGUGAAAAUAUAACUGAUUUUUUCCAGUCCUUGAAAAGCAUCCUUACCAAUCCCCUAUAUGUUAUAUUACUGUUUUCAUCAUUGCUACUGUCCAGCAGCCAUAUUGGUGCUAUUACUUAUGUCUUCAAAUACAUAGAGCAACAGUAUGGUCAGUCAGCAUCUGAGGCUAACAUUUUUCUUGGAACCAUAACCUUACCAACUGUUGCAACUGGAAUAUUUACAGGAGGAUAUAUCAUUAAAAAAUUCAAACUUAGCUUGCUUGGAAUUGCCAAAUUAUCAUUUUAUACCAGUGCAUUGGCCCUCAUAUUUCAACAAUUCAACUUUGCAGUAAUUUGUGAAAGCAAAUCAGUUGCUGGCCUAACAUUGACCUAUGAUGGAAAUAAUCCAGUGGCAUCUCACAUAAAUGUACCACUUUCUUAUUGCAACUCAGACUGCAAUUGUGAUGAAAGUCACUGGGAACCUGUCUGUGGAGCCAAUGGAGUAACUUACAUGUCACCUUGUCUAGCAGGUUGCAAAUCUUCAAGUGGCAAUAAAAAGUCUAUAGUGUUUUAUAACUGUAGUUGUGUGGAAGUAACUGGUGUCCAGAACAAAAAUAAUUCAGUGAAUUUGGGUGAAUGCCCAAGAGACAAUAAUUGUACAAAAAAAUUUUAUAUUUAUGUACUGGUGCAAGUCUUGAAUUAUUUUUUCUCUUCAUUGGGAAGCACCCCAACUAUCAUGCUGGUUUUUAAAAAUGUUCAACCUCAGCUGAAAUCCCUUGCAGUGGGUUUCCAUUCACUAACUAUACGAGCAUUAGGAGGAAUUCCAGCUCCUAUAUACUUUGGGGCUCUGAUUGAUAAAGCAUGUAUGAAGUGGUCUACCAGCAGCUGUGGGAAACGAGGGUUUUGCAGGUUGUAUAACUCCAGAUUAUAUGGAAAUACCUACUUGGGCUUGAUUGUGAGCUUAAAAUUUUCAGCACUUAUUCUGCUUGUUGUAUUAAUUUUCACUAUGAAGAAAAUAUAUCAAGGAAAAAAUACCAAGGCAUCAGAAAAUGGAAGAAAAGAUAUGAAUGAAGCAAACUUAGAACUCUUAAAUAAGGAUGGAUAUUUUGUACCUUCUUCAGACAAUGAAGCACAUAUGUAAGGGGAAGAAAAAAAUAUGUUGCUGUGUUUUACACUAACAUUGUAUUAAAGUAGUAGGAUGUUA
This is a messenger RNA of Leopardus geoffroyi (Geoffroy's cat), 2517 nucleotides long. Its product is annotated as solute carrier organic anion transporter family member 1B3-like. The coding region runs from base 379 to 2454 and encodes 691 amino acids. The transcript is spliced from 17 exons. Gene Ontology annotation, cellular component: membrane. NCBI's taxonomy places the organism in Eukaryota, Metazoa, Chordata, Mammalia, Carnivora, Felidae. Gene Ontology annotation, molecular function: protein binding. Gene Ontology annotation, biological process: transmembrane transport; sodium-independent organic anion transport. The record is from RefSeq and is a predicted model, not a curated record.